CAUUUUCCUCCAGAAGCCUCAAAGCCCCAAAAAGGAACGCCACUCCACAGCCAUUUUGCUAGGGAGUUAGCUUCGCUAGUAGCAAUUACGGCUAGUCGUAUUUUCAAUCUCGGGAAAAACAACUAUUUGGUGAUUUUGUGUUUAUCAAUUUUUUCUCUUGGAUAUUUUCGGUUCAAUUUCGUGGAAAAAGUUAUAGUUACGAGAUAAUUCGCUGAUUUGUGAUAAUCAUGGAUGAAAUGGAGAAGGAGGGUAUGACGGUGGAAAUAAUUGAUGGUAAUCAGACCAUACUUGCUGAUGGUAUAUUUUCAAUACCGCCGAAACUCACACCAACUGGUAAAAUAAGUCACGCUAAAACACGUGUGUAUACGCAAAGAUACAGAAAAGAGUGGGAACAAAUGCCGGAUUUCAAAGGAUGGUUGACAUCAGUGGCCUCACAACCGACCCGUGCCUUCUGCAUCUACUGCAAAAAGAACCUCCACGCCCACCGUCUCUCCCUCUUGAAGCACACAUGCACAAUGAAGCAUCAGCGAGCAGCCCUCCUGGCCCAGACAGAGAACGCAAAAAAAGGCACUCACUCAGACGACCCAGAUAACGGAGAAAACCCAGAUAAUCCAGAUAAAGUCUCUGAAACCGAGUCAGGCUUCGAGGAAGUAACAGUAGUGGGUUCUCUCAAAAGUCUGGCCAACGAGGAUGACGAUGAGAACGAGGAGUUCGAGUACGUAGUUGAGAGUCUAGAAGUCGAAGAAGAAGAGGAAGAGGAGGAAACGAACGAUCAGAACGAUGUGCAGGCGAGUCAAGAGGAGGAAGCAGACAACUCGAGCGUGAAGAUGACGUCUGGUGACGAGGAGCCAUCGCCCAAGAAAAUCAAGCUGGAGCAUUACCCCAGGAGAGAUGCCCUCGCAGAGGCGAUGGCCCACGUACAUCAGGACUACCUCGAGCAGAAUGAAGAACACGAAACAGUGGGACUGGACAUGGAGGUCGAGAGUGAAACGACUAUUCUCCCUGAUAAGAACGACGAAGGCGGUGGCAGUGAUGACGAGAGACAGGAAAAAAUGAAGAUAAAACGUGUUCAUCAACAUGCUGAGGAGACUUCAGCUGCACAGACCACUCAGCAGCCGCAAAUUCUCGCUUAUAAAAUCAACAGUUCAGAUCUCGCUGGGAUAAACUUGCAAGCAGGCAACACAGUCACCAUUUCCACUAGCAAUAACAAAACAGUGACACUGAAUGCUGCUAAGGCCGUCACUCUUAAUGCCUCUAAACUUCCUGGUGGGGGGGCGCAAUUCGUUCUGAGCAAGGUCAAGGGAAAUCUGCCAGCUCUGGUGAUGGCAGGAUCCAAGACUGUUAAUCACAGACCACUGGCUCCCAAGAGUGGGACUAAGAGAGCUGCUGCUCCUAAUUCAGGUGGGACGGGGGCUAGCACUAGUGUGCAGAGCGGUCAGGAGGUUCAGAAGCAGGAGGCGCAGAAGCAGGUUGAUGUCGUGAAGAAUCCUUGCAUUUCAACGCAUGUUUUGGAUACGAGCAAGGGGACUCCUGUUACUGGACUCCAAGUCAGCUUGUACAAGCUCAUGGAUGGAAGAUGGACGUUCUUGAAUGAGAGUACCACCAGUGGAAGUGGACGUUGCACAGACCUCGUAAACACAGGGAAAACUGCAUUCACUGCUGGUCGUUACAAAAUGCACUUCGAUGUCGACAAAUACUUCACUCUCAGGAGAAUCGAGACGCUGUACCCAUUCAUCGAAAUUGUUUUCGAUGUGAAGAAUCCCACUGGAAAUUACCACAUACCGGUUCUAUUAAGUCCAUUCGGGUACACCACGUACAGGGGCACUGACAGAUGAUGUGGAUGCCUUGGUGAAUUGACUUUACCUUUUCAACUUAUGUUCAUUAAAUCCCAAUUUCAGAUUUUCGGAAUAUAUGAUGGGCUGCUAUGCCCAGUGGCCUUUCGAAUUUUCUAACGAUAUCAGAUUAGAAUUAAGUUCGUUCGCAACAUUUUCGUUGGAUAAGAGUUAUUUUUGUAAGGUUGAGCCCAACGGAGCGGAGAGUGCUUCAAUAUUUUCUUCAGUAUCGUUUGUACAAAGUUCUUCAUUUAAUUGUAUUUGGAGCUAAGGUUUUAUGAA
This is a messenger RNA of Diachasma alloeum, 2114 nucleotides long. RefSeq lists its product as uncharacterized. The record is from RefSeq and is a predicted model, not a curated record. The coding region runs from base 228 to 1835 and encodes 535 amino acids. The transcript is spliced from 3 exons. Gene Ontology annotation, molecular function: hydroxyisourate hydrolase activity. Gene Ontology annotation, biological process: purine nucleobase metabolic process. Lineage: Eukaryota; Metazoa; Arthropoda; Insecta; Hymenoptera; Braconidae.